Messenger RNA from Belonocnema kinseyi, 2070 nucleotides. RefSeq names its product MAM and LDL-receptor class A domain-containing protein 2-like. Gene Ontology annotation, cellular component: membrane. NCBI's taxonomy places the organism in Eukaryota, Metazoa, Arthropoda, Insecta, Hymenoptera, Cynipidae. The record is from RefSeq and is a predicted model, not a curated record. The coding region runs from base 100 to 1836 and encodes 578 amino acids. The transcript has 11 exons.
CAGAAAGGUUCAAGCUAUUCCUCAUUCAGCUUUUCUUUCACAAGGUGUAAAGUAGAAGGAGAAGGAACUAGUUUCUCCAAAGAUUCUAUUUAUGAAACAAUGAACUGCAUUAGUAUCCUUUUUAUAAUUGCGUCAGUACAGAGCAUUGCCCAGGCAGCAGAACUUUCAAACAGGUGUCCAACGGUACAUCUUAAAAAUGGAGGUUUGCGUAUAAGAGGGAGAGGACGAAUUGUCAGAUUUCGGUGCUUUGAUGGAUAUACUCUAGUAGGCAACAGAUAUUCCACUUGCACAAAUGGACAGUGGGACGCACCCACGCCUGCAUGUGUUAAUUCACAGUGUCCUGAACUUCCCAAACCAGAUCAUUCUAUGGUUGCCCCAAAAUAUGAUGGUGCAGUACUAAUGUAUUUCUGUGAGCCUGGAUACAGAUUAAUUGGCUCAUCUGAAAUUUAUUGUGAUGGUAGACAAUGGAAUGGCACAGCGCCCUACUGUCGAAAUACUUCGGAGGUUGCACCGACAUCAUGUGACUUUGAAAAGCCAGAUCUUUGCUGGUGGGAGCAAGACCCAAAACAUGAUUUUGACUGGCGGAGACACAACUUUGAAACGCCGAGUGCCCACAUUGGGACUGGUCCAACGUAUGACCAUACUUUGGGUCGAGGAAACUCCGGAUACUAUCUGUAUAUUGAAGCAUCCGGGCGUCUGAUUAAUGAUACUGCCAGAAUUAUGUCACCCAUUUAUAACUCGUCGCUCACUCAGUCAGGAUGUUUUUCUUUCUGGUAUCACAUGUAUGGUGAUACAAUUGGUGCUUUACGAGUGUACUUCAAACCAGAGGAAUCUAUCCCAAGACUCAUGUUUAAUAAAGAAGGAAAUCAGGGAAAUCAAUGGUUAAAGGGAAUGUUUAAUUUACCACAAGUCGAUAGUAACUUCCAGAUUGUAAUAGAAGGAGUGAGGGGUAAAAAUUACGUGAGUGAUAUAGCCGUGGACGAUGUGGCAAUUUUACAAGGCAAUGAGUGCAUCGAAAAAAAUAUAACAAGUGUUACAGUAUCCGAUGACGAUCAAGCUGAAAUUUUUAAUGCUGCACAAAGCUGUCAAGGAAGAUGUAUAAAUGCACUAUGGGAGAAGUCAAAUUCUGAUGCAUUAUCAGAUGCUUGUCAUUGUACUAUAGAUUGCGCAGAAAACUCAACAUGCUGCCCAGAUUAUGGAGACUAUUGUGUUUUAGAAGCUCCAAGUGAAAUGACUGAUGCUGUGGACACAACUACCCCCAUGUUAACAACAAAAUUUCUACAAACUACACGAGAAGAAGAGACACGCGGUACAGAAAUAUUGUUGCUUUCAACAAAGAUAUUUAAGUCGUCAACUGUCCCAAGCGUAACACAAAAUAUUAGCCAACCAAAAACAACGAUCAGGCCUCCAGAAGUUAAAAUAAUUAUAACUCCAUCAACUGUCGUGACUAGAAAUACUACGCUUAGGAGUACGGUUACGGGAGUACAUGUUACACCAGUCAGAACAAGAGCACCUUUCAUAACGAUUGACGACGUCGAUAGUCCAAAACAUGAUGAUAAUGAAACACAAGAUAUUUCCGUCACAAGCGAAAAUUCCGAGUACCUGCAUCCAGAUACCGCAGCUUUCGGUUUAACCGGAAGGGUUGGCGCAUUAAUUGGAAUUCUUGCUGCUGUCAGCAUAUGUGUGGUAGCUACAAUUUUCAUUCUAAGGAGUCGGAAAGCAUACAAAAGAGGUACAAACGGUCUAUCUGAGGAUAGCGACGUACGAUUUUUGACAUCAGAUGAAAUUUUAGAUUUUAAUGUUGCUAGACCAACAAAUGACUAUAAUGAUUUAUGAAUAAAUAAUAAGAUGAAAGAACUUGCCACGAAAAAUUUACCAGCAUAAGGUUUCCGUGUGACGUAAAACCUUAUAUUAUAAUAAAUGGCAGUUUUUAGAAAAGCAACAGAAUGCAAAAUUUGAUUGAAACAAAAACGCUGAAUAGGACAAAGUGACGAAACGACCGAAAUGUGACAAGUUGCAAAACAAAAAAUUGUACAUUUUUUCAACUAAUAUAAUGAAAAUUACUUUCUA